CUGAAUGUAGGUGACACGGCCAAGCAAGUUGGAGCCAUGCGCACAGGACCAGGAUACCCUGUCCGCUGCGGAGUGUUCCUUUCGUUUCUCUCAGCGGUUUCCAGUCGUGGAAACCCGGAGUGUUGGUCAAACGGCUUCAACUAUGACAUGUGCUGCGAUCUUGGGACCUAUGGUCCAGCUGGCAAUGUUAACUGCUGGGACACAGUCUUUACCCAUGAAUAUUGCUGUACUGUCAAGACAGAAAUUGGCAAUUUCAUGCCAUCAGACCAUAGCUAUAAGACGGGACUGAUUGGCCGAGAAAGUGCAGUGACUCGUGAUCGCCAAAAAACCCUAGAAGCUGAGAAAAUCGGCAAGACCUCUGCAUGUCAAGUUCAGUGGGGUUGGGCGUUGAACGUCCAAUGGGGCGCACCCAUGGGCCAGUAUCCUGAAUGCUCUGGCGUGCCACUGCGUCACAUGGGUAGUGGAUGGGAUGGGCAGAACAGAGGCGAUUACAGAGGCUGUAUGCAUACCGGAGGUCGUUUUUUCUUGACUCAGCUCGACUUUCACUCUGAACCUUCAAAUUCAAAGGAUUACCGGAUGUAUUUUGGAUUCUGUGCACCUGGACUUUGCUCAGUAGAACAAGUCGCAAAUGAAUUGGUGCCUGACUAUGUGAUACAGGUUGCAGAUUCUCGACGUUUGAUGAUGACAAUGGGAAGUGUUGAGCUUUGGGAAUGGCCACAUUUUUUGGACACUGUCUAUGCGAGUGCCUCGCAAGACAAAACACUGCGUCAACAAAUUGAUGAGGUGUCCUUCCAAGUACAGGUGUCCUUCGUAUCCAUUGCAUGUUUGGUUAUUGUUGCCACUCUUUGCGACCCAAACAACCAUGAGCAUCAAAGCCAUGUUUGCAACGGAAAACAGGACAUGCAGCAUGUCCGAUCUGCUGGAAUCUUGAACCAACUGGCUACUUUCAUGCAGCACUUCGUCCACGCUUUCUCUGCAAAAAGUGCUUGGAAAGAAUUGUGGUCCCCAUCACGUGGCAAUGCCAUUGACUUUCUGCGAGGCAUUGCAACGCUGCUCCUGGUUUCUCUUCACCUAGAGAUGGCUCAAAAUGAAACCAUGGAGGGCGCCCUAGAGGGCGGAAACCAGUUUCGAAUCUCCCUUUGCUUUCGAUGCGUGAUCAUCAUGACUGUUCUCACACUUCACCUUGCCUUGGGAAGUGAAAAUCAUGAGGGAGAGAAAGUUGGCUCACCUUCUCUGCUAAAAGUCUUUAAAAGUUGUAGCCUUAAAUUGGCCAGAAAGUUUUUAAGGCAUCUUCCCUUGAUCAUGCUCUCAGUAUGGUGGGACAGAAGGGGAAGCCGGUUUGCUUUUCUGAAUCAACCGCUCAACUACAUCGAUGGCACCCAAAGCACAGUUGAAGGCCCUGUAUUGCAAUGGACCCAGCAGGGUGGUGAGUGUAUGAAGUCUUACUGGACGUGUGUUUUGCGCUUCUUCACUAUCAACUGGCAAGUGAGGGAUGCUAACGAACGUGUUUUGGCGUGUUUCGGCCUAUUUUUUCUGCGAGCAGCAGGGCUUGCACGUGUCACACAUGGGAUUUUAUACAUCUGGGCAGUCCUGUAUUAUGCCAUCAGAGAAUCGGGACCGGAGAGUCGGUUGGAGUGGGAAAAGCUGCAUCAUGACUGGAAUUACUACUUGACCAAAAGGCUCGAGAUCCCUGCUUUCCUUGGUCUUUUCUUAGCCGCUCAAAACAUGGCUGCGGCAGCUGCACUUCCAAAGAGAUUCACAAAGAGGGCAGGCCUAGCUGUAGCAACAGCCAGUUGGUUUUGGUCGUCUUGGAUUAAUCAAAACGAUCCCGCUCAAUGGUGUCUAGCGCGGAAUGUGAAGAAAAGCUUGGGAGAUGUGCCUUUCAUCUUAGGACUUUGUAUUCUUCUUCGGACCGGUCUACCAGGCACACAGUCGAUCGAGACGGAGUCGAAUGAUGGCAAUUCAAGCAACCAAGGCAUGAUCACGGCACUUUUCAGGACGAUGACCUUGAUUUCCCGCCUGAGCUUUUGCAUUUUGGUGGCUGAAGCACCUUUACAAAGCUUUUUGCUCCGGGGGAUCUCUGAAAGUGGUGUUCCUCUAACCCGAAGCCUUCGCAUUGAUCCCAUGUGGGAGCGAAUAAUUCUGGGCCCAGGACUUCUAUUGUCACAUGUCUUUUUGGCCCUAUUGCUGUUCAUGAUGGUGCAAAGGCCCGUGGAAGUGUUCUUGAAACCUCUAUUGAAGACGCCAUUGGUGGAAAGCCUUUUGCAUGGCCUUCUACCACUCUAUGUGGCGUUUCUGGCAUAUCACUCCACCGAGUUGUGAAAAGAGCAACCGGCCACGCACUGUGUACUCAAACACUAUUUAAUGUAUAUUUAAUGUUAAUGUUUUUUUGCUUAUUGAGAUUUGUAUAUUGAGUACAGCUAGACAAUUGUGUUUGAGCAGGGGCCACCAAGGCUGAAGUGUAAAAGGAGUAGGGCGAUAGGGAUCAGACAUGCAUG
Molecule: messenger RNA, 2498 nt
Organism: Cladocopium goreaui
Lineage: Eukaryota; Dinophyceae; Suessiales; Symbiodiniaceae
Source: the annotation of a GenBank genome assembly